UUGGAACGUAUGGAGGGGAGGCUCCCGGCCAUGUCAAGGCCCAAGCAUCUCCUGAGGAAGGAUGGGACCCAGCUGUAUUUCAGCCCCACACUUCCCGCCAACCUCAGAUCCAACCCAAACCGUUGCCUCGCCUCGACCUACUAUCAGCCUCCGCCUGAAUUAGCAUCUUAGCACAGCGUCAAGCCCGAGCCCAGCCCCAGCCCGGGUCCAGCCACAGCCCAGGACCCAGCAUGGCGAGGGACUUUCAGGACAUCCAGCAGCUGGGCUCUGAGGAGAACGACCACCAGCUCUGCAGAGGUGAGGGCCCAGGCACUCGUGGGCACAGUCCCAGGAGAGAAGAUCCAUUCAGGAAAGGGACGCCUCCUCCCCAGCCCUUUGUCCUGCAGCGUCUCUGCUCCAAGCUCCGCCUCAGUCUGCUUGUCCUGGGCUUCAACAUCCUGCUGCUGGUGGCUGUGUGUGUGAUGGGGUCCCAAAGAGCACAGCUGCAAGUGGAGCUGCAGACCCUAAAGGAAACUUUCAGCAACUUCUCCUCGAGCACCUUGAUGGAGAUCCUGGCUCUAAGCUCCCAUGGAGGCAGCGCCGGUGACAAGGUGACAUCUCUGGAAGCCAAGCUGGAAAAACAGCAGCAAGACCUGAAAGCAGAUCAUGCCACUUUGCUGCUUCAUCUGAAGCACUUCCCCGUGGAUAUGCGCACGCUGGCUUGUCAGAUGGCGUUCCUCCAGAGCAACGGCACAGAAUGCUGCCCCGUGAACUGGGUGGACUACGAAGGCAGCUGCUACUGGUUCUCUCACUCGGGGAAGCCCUGGCCCGAGGCUGAGAAGUACUGCCAGCUGGAGGACGCCCACCUGGUGGUCAUCAACUCCAGAGAGGAACAGAAAUUCAUUGCACAACACACGAACCCCUUUAAAACCUGGAUAGGCCUCACUGACAGUGAUGGCUCCUGGAGAUGGGUGGAUGGUACAGACUAUAGACACAACUAUAAGAACUGGGCCGUCACUCAGCCAGACAACUGGCAGGGGCACGAGCUGGGGGGCAGCGAGGACUGUGCUGAGAUCCGGGGGGACGGCCGCUGGAACGACGAUUUCUGCCAGCAAGUGAAACGCUGGGUGUGUGAGAUAAAGCGGAACAUCACCAUCUAGGUGUCCUGACCUCCAGCAGACCUCUGACCUCCAGCAGACCUCUG
Molecule: messenger RNA, 1183 nt
Organism: Physeter macrocephalus (sperm whale)
Lineage: Eukaryota; Metazoa; Chordata; Mammalia; Artiodactyla; Physeteridae
Gene: ASGR2
Product: asialoglycoprotein receptor 2
Exons: 8
Coding region: 231-1139 (302 amino acids)
Molecular function (GO): signaling receptor activity
Source: RefSeq, a predicted model, not a curated record